Molecule: messenger RNA, 1377 nt
Organism: Hansenula ciferrii
Lineage: Eukaryota; Fungi; Ascomycota; Saccharomycetes; Phaffomycetales; Wickerhamomycetaceae
Product: histidine phosphatase family protein
Exons: 1
Coding region: 1-1377 (458 amino acids)
Cellular component (GO): fungal-type cell wall
Molecular function (GO): acid phosphatase activity
Source: RefSeq, a predicted model, not a curated record
AUGCAAUUAUCAUCAACCAUCUUAACUGCUUUGGCUUUAGCCAUCACUUCAAUUGAAGCUAUCCCAGUCCCAGCUGGUCAACCAUUAUCUUCAAAUGUUCAAAAACAAUCAAUCAAACCAUAUUCACAAGAAUCAUUAGAUAAUUUCAACGUUUUGAAAUAUUUAGAUACCGUUGCUCCAUAUAUCCAAGGUUCAGGUUAUGGUAUUUCAAAAGAAGUUCCAUAUAAAUGUAAAGUUACACAAGCUAAUUUAUUAUCAAGACAUGGUGAAAGAUAUCCAUCUUCUAAAAAAAUUGAAAAAAUUAAUAAACAUUUCCAAGAUUUGAAAAAUUCUACAAAUAUCGAAGGUCCUGCUGAAUUUUUAGAAGGUUAUGAUUUUGAAGGUCUUGAAGAAAAAGAAGCUGGUGAAGAAACUGCUAAAGGUCCUUACUCAGGUCUUUUAGAUUUAUAUGCUCAUGGUUCUAUUUUCAGAGAAGCUUAUGAUGAUUUAUAUAAUGAAGAAGUUGGUAUUAAAUUUUAUUCUGCAAGUGGUAGUAGAAUUGUUGCUUCAGCUGAAAGUUUUGCACAAGGGUUUUUAGGUGAAUCUUAUAACAAAUCAUCAAUUCAAAUCAUUGAUGAAGAAGAUAAAUCUUUAGGUGCAAAUACUUUAACUCCUGUUGAUACAUGUGAAAAUUAUGAUGAAGAUUCAAAUGAAAAAAAAUUAGAUGAAUUUGAUGAUAAAUUUUUGAAAAAAAUUGCUAAAAGAAUUAAUAGUGAAAAUAAAGGUUUAGAUUUAUCUAAAAAGGCAGUUAAAUCAUUAAUGUAUUAUUGUGGUGUGGAAUUAAUGGGUGAAGGUUCUACAGAAAUUUGUGAUUUAUUUACUCCAAAUGAUUGGGUUGAAUAUGCUUAUAUGAGAGAUGUUAAAUAUUAUUAUGAAAAAGGUCCAGGUAAUAAAUUAUCUGAAACUUCUGGUAAACCUUAUGUUGAAGCUAUAAUUAAAGCUUUGAAAGAUGAAAAUUUAAAUUUGACUUUAUCAUUCACACAUAGUUCUGAUAUAUUCCCUGUUUUAUCUGCAUUAGGUAUUUUCAAUGGUGAUGAAGAAUUACCAAUUGAUCAUCAAGUUUUCAAUCAUCCAUGGAAAAUUUCAAAUAUUAUGCCAAUGGGCGCCCGUUUAAUCUUGGAAAGAUUGGAAUGUGAAGAUGAACAAGAUUCUUUUGUUAGAAUUAUUCAUAAUGAUGCUGUUAUUCCAAUUGAAAAUUAUUCUAAAGGUCCUGGUUUUAGUACCUCAUUAAAAGAUUUUGAAAAAUAUAUUAAUGAAAGAUUAGAUGGUAAAGAUUUUAGAAAAGAUUGUGGGAAUGAUGAUAAUACUCCACAAGAUUUAACAAUCUUUUGGGAAUGA